ACAAUUUUCAUGUCUUGUUUUACUAUAAUAAUGGAACAUAUAUACUCAUAUUCAUUAGACUUUAGAUGUGGCAUUGUUAAUCAUUAGAGUAUGUUCUUGUUAAUGUAGAUUUUGUUUCCAACAAUCGUUAAAGAGGCCAAGCUAAUUAUAUGGAGAAUUUUGAAGAGUCUUGCAUCGAACUUUAUUCAUCAAUAGACGAAGAACUAGUGGGGUUUGAUAAUCAUGCACAAAAUAUAUUUAAGUAUUUGAUAAGUGGAGUAAAGGACCUGGACGUUGUCUCGAUUGUUGGAAUGGCCGGAAUAGGGAAAACAGCUCUGGCUAGAAAGAUAUACAAUAAUCGUAUUAUUAUUGCUCAUUUUGGUGUUCGAGCUUGGUGUUCUGUUUCACAAACAUAUAAUAGGAGAGAGUUGGUGCUUCAGAUUCUAAAACAAAUUACAGGUGAUCAUCAUUCUAACUAUGUUAACUUGGAUUAUCCUGAAGACAUAUUGCGAAAGUGUCUAUACGGAAAAAGAUAUUUUGUUGUAUUAGACAACAUAUGGGAUGGCAAGGCAUGGGAUGAUUUUCAAUCAUGUUUCCCUGAUUCUGAUUGUGGAAGUAGAAUAAUGUUAACAACUAGAGAUAAAGGGAUGGCUAGCUAUGCUAAGAGGUAUUGUGAUCCUUAUUCGCUUUCAUUUCUAAAAGAUGAAAAGAGUUGGGAAUUAUUGCAGAAGAGAGUAUUUCAACGAGGGAACUCGUGUCCUUUGGAGCUAGUCAAGUUAGGACAACUAGUUGCCAAAAAAUGUAAAGGAAUACCUUCUUUGAUUAUCAUGAUUGCUGAAAUUCUUUCAAGAAAAAGAGAAGCUUCUUCGUGGCUUAAGGUUGCAUAUGAUGUAAGUUCUUAUGUUUCCGACAAGGAGAUAAGCAUGAAGACGGUACAAUCAAGUUAUGAUCAUUUACCGGACCAUUUAAAGCCUUGCCUUCUCUACAUGGGAUUGUUUCCUAAAAAUUACGAAAUUCCAGUUUCUGAUCUACUCAAGUGGUGGAUAGCUGAGGAGUUUGUGCAGAACAUUGACACGUUGAAGCUAGAAGAAUUAUCAGAGAAUUGCUUGUGUGAUCUUGUUAGAAGUAACCUUGUAGUGGUUUCUAAAACAAGAUUGAAUGGUAAAAUGAGACGUUGCAUCGUUCUUGAUCAAGUUCGUGAGUUUUGCUUGAGAAAAAUUACAGAAGAAAAGUUCAUGCAGCUCAUAGUGCCGUAUAGUUAUCCAGAUCAACCCGAAGAACAAAGGUUAUGCAUGUACAUACAAGACCGUACUAUGACAAGUGAUUUCAAGGAAAGUGAUCAGGAGUUCAUUGUUCAUCCGAAAUUCAGUAUAUUGGACCAUAAGAAUCCUUUCCGUUUGCUUAAUAACUUAAAACUUGUUCGGGUUUUACAUUUAUUGGAUAUCUACUUGGACAAUUCUUUGCCUACUGCAUUUCAGUCACUAGCUCACUUGAGGUACCUUUCAAUUUUUGUUAAAGCAUUUGAUUUCAAAUGGGUGUCACACCUACUUCAUCUACAAACUUUGCGGGUACGUUCAUCUUAUAUAAUGAUAUCCCCUGCUAUAUGGAAAAUGUCAAAGUUGAGGCAUGUGGACAUAAACGAAUUUCCUGUUACAAUAUGUGAAGAUUAUAUUGUGUUACAUAACUUGAAGACUCUUGGAAUGUGUUCUAUGUCCGUGGCUGACAUGACUCGAAAGUUUUGGGACAAGUUUCCAAAUCUUGAAGAACUCAGGCUCCACAUUAAUGAAUUUGGAGAUCAUAAUUCUGAUUAUUCAAGCUCUGCAUUGAUGAAUUUGGAUAUUAUUUUCCCCUCGCGUCUCAAGUGUUUGUCCCUCAGUGAAAUUUUCCUAACGGAUGAAUUAGUUUCAAGUAUUGCAAAGUUGCGAUGCCUUGAGACUCUUGAAUUAUCCGAGAUAUACUUUACAGGGGAAAAACAUUGGGAUCUCAGUGAUAACACGUUUGUACAACUCAAGUUUUUGCAAUUACAUCGUGUUUUUAUGACCAAGUGGUGUUGCUCAGAUGAUUCAUUUCCUCUCCUUGAAUGUCUAGUUGUAAAUAAUUGUUCCAAGCUUGAAGAGAUCCCGGAUACCUUUGCAGAAAUUAUACCAUUGCGAUUGGUUAAAGUUAUCGAUUGUAGCGAUUCUGUUGGCAAUUCAGCUGUGAAGAUUAGGGGAGUAAUGGACAACUAUGGGAGGCCGAUCCAAGUUCAUAUCUCAAAGAAAGACAAAAUGAUGAUGCAACUUCCUUUCGCAGUGUACUUCAUUCAUUUUCCUGACAUUCUUCAUCUUUUUCAUAUUUUUAACUUCAUCUUUAUAUACCAUCCACCUAGAUGUGAUCUCCAAGCAGCAGAACUAUUCAUCGGACUUGUGAACUUCUGGUCAGAGGAUACAUCAGAUGAAAGGUUCUGGUUUGUGGAUUGA
This is a messenger RNA of Solanum verrucosum, 2438 nucleotides long. RefSeq names its product putative late blight resistance protein homolog R1B-17. The record is from RefSeq and is a predicted model, not a curated record. The transcript has 2 exons. Gene Ontology annotation, biological process: defense response to other organism. Gene Ontology annotation, molecular function: ADP binding. The coding region runs from base 150 to 2438 and encodes 762 amino acids. Lineage: Eukaryota; Viridiplantae; Streptophyta; Magnoliopsida; Solanales; Solanaceae.